AUGUUGUCCAAAGAGUUGAAAGUGUUGUGCAAAGUUCUCCUGACGUUGUGUGUGUGCGCGAUCCUACAGAGCCACGGUGCACAUGGACAGAAGAAAAAAGAGACCCUCAUGUCGGACAAGGUGUCUCAGCUCAUGGAGUGGACGUCCAAGCGCUCGGUCAUCAGGAUGAAUGGAGAUAAGUUCCGACGCUUCGUCAAAGCUCCUCCUCGGAACUACUCUGUGGUCAUUAUGUUCACAGCUCUGCAACCACAGCGGCAGUGUGGGGUCUGCAGACAAGCUGAUGAAGAGUUCCAGAUCCUGGCAAACUCGUGGCGUUACUCUUCAGCUUUUACAAACAGAGUCUUCUUCGCUUCUGUGGAUUUUGAUGAAGGGUCUGAUGUUUUCCAAAUGCUCAACAUGAACUCCGCCCCCACGUUCUUGCACUUCCCGUCCAAAGGGAAGCCCCGGCGAGCAGACACCUACGAGCUGCAGGUGCGAGGGUUCGCGGCGGAGCAGUUGUCGCGCUGGGUGGCGGACAGGACGGACGUGCUGAUCCGUGUGAUCCGGCCUCCAAACUACGCCGGGCCUCUGCUGUUGGGUUUGCUCCUGACGGUGAUCGGAGGACUGGCGUAUCUGCGCAGAAAUAACCUGGAGUUCCUCUUCAACAAGAACGUGUGGGCCUUCUCUGCUCUGUGCUUUGUUCUGAUCAUGACGUCAGGACAGAUGUGGAACCACAUCAGGGGCCCGCCCUAUGCCCACAAGAACCCCAGCACCGGCCAGAUAAGUUAUAUCCACGGCAGCAGCCAGGCUCAGUUUGUGGCAGAAACUCACAUCGUGCUCCUCUUCAACGCAGCUGUGACUCUGGGGAUGGUCCUCCUGUGUGAGGCCGCCACGGCGCCCGUAACCAGCGACAAACGAAAGAUUAUGUGCGUGGCGGGGAUUGCCCUGGUCAUGGUGUUUUUCAGCUGGCUUCUGUCUAUAUUUCGAGCCAAGUACCAUGGAUAUCCAUACAGUUUUCUAAUGGGAUAG
Knipowitschia caucasica is the source of this 1008-nucleotide messenger RNA. The record is from the annotation of a GenBank genome assembly. NCBI's taxonomy places the organism in Eukaryota, Metazoa, Chordata, Actinopteri, Gobiiformes, Gobiidae.